AUGCCAAACAAAAAACAGCGCCUGUUUGGCCGCCAACUUCGUGGAACUAUGCCCCCACAGCCUGUAUUAACUAUGAUAGAUCAUCUACUUUUGUAUGGGGCAGAUGCUGAGGGAAUUUUUAGAAAAUCGCCAAAGCAACAAACUGUUAGGUUGUUGAGGCAGCAGUUGGAUAUGGGACAAGUCCCCGACUUCCACCAAUUCAACAUCCACGUAACCGCCUCACUUCUCAAGGACUACUUGCGCAGCAUUCCAGGCCAACUGCUCCUUUCGGGCAAUUAUCGCCUCUGGGCCGAUGUUGCCAACAUGUCUCCCCCUCCAAAUUCUUCCCCAAAGUCCUCUCCCUCCUCUGAAAAUGAAAAACAAAAUCUGCUUCUGCAUCAAGACCGCGUUCAGCGCUGUCGAAAGUUGUUGGCUCUGCUGCCUCCAGCACACGUGGUUCUGUUGAGAUCUGUCCUGCGGCUUUUGAGAAAGGUAGCCCAAAAUGAAGAACAAACCCGUAUGGGUGUUAGUGCACUAGCUGUUUGUGUGGCACCUUCUCUGCUUGAGAAGCUUGAGCAGGUCGAGUCUGUGCGUAUUAUACCAAAUUUGGUUAUCUUUUUGAUUGAAUAUGCACAUGAACUUUUUGAUGGUUUUCUCGAAGAUGGUCCUCUUCUCCCUACCAUCAAUAACCACACAGAAAACAGCAGCAUCAAUCAACCGAUCCCUUCAGUCCCCUCAUCUUCCCCCUUACAUCAAUCAACAGAUUCUGGUUUAGCCGAUGAUGUCGGAAGUGCUUUUAAUAAUGUCAGAAACGCACCUAUGGGGACCAAACGUCGUUUUAUCCUGACAGAUUGCCAAACACAAAAUUCACAACAACAAAAAAUUUUACCCCACCAAAGCCCUUUGAAUCACACAAAUCCAAGGUCUGUCAGUCCAGACAGUGGAAAAAUGUCGUCAGAGCCUCCAUCGGAGGAUGACAAUGAUUAUUGGAGGAGACAACAGAGGAAUAAUAGGCAAAUUAGAAAUUCGUGGAUGUUAAAGACUCAUUCGUUAGAUGAGGGUGUGAAGGAUGGGGAAAUGAAUAAUGUGAAUGGAUCUUUGGGUUAUGGAAUUGUCGCCCCACAUAUCGACGAUGACAUAGACGACGACCUUGAUGACGAUGACGAAGAUGUGGAUAUAAUAGAUUCACUAUCAUCUAUAACAAUCAGAAAUCAUUACAAUCAAUUCCAACAAGAAGAGGAUGCAAAAACACCUGUAGCUUUAAGUAGAGAGAAUUCUGAUGCUAAAGAUUUUAGAAAUAAUUCUGUUACUAUAAUUAAAAAUAAUUUAAAAAAUAAUGAAGAAGAAAAGAAUAAUUGUAUUAAUAAUGUUGAAAUAAACAAUAAUUCGAUUUUGACGUCUGCUGCUUCUCCAAACUUUGCCUGGCGUUCUAAGCAUUUGGUAAGUUAUAUCAGAAUUUUACUUGAACAAAUAAGAAAUCAGAAUUUUAUCUGA
Meloidogyne enterolobii is the source of this 1473-nucleotide messenger RNA. Lineage: Eukaryota; Metazoa; Nematoda; Chromadorea; Rhabditida; Meloidogynidae. The record is from the annotation of a GenBank genome assembly.